UUAUUACUAUAUGUUAUAUUAUGGAUUUAUCGUAUUAUGAACUUCUUGAAAUACCAGAAACAGCAUCACAGGAAGAAAUAAAACAACAAUAUCAAAAAUUACUACUUCUCCAUCAUCCAGAUAAAUCUCAACAUUCUUUAACAAAGAAUUCUGAAGAUACAAAGAGAGACGGGAAAAUAAAUCAGAUUAUUGAAGCGUGGAAAAUUUUAAAAGAUCCCGAAUUACGAAAAAUCUAUGAUAACGAACUAAAAGCCACAAAACUUAAACACGAUGGAUUAUUUAAUUCAGAAAUCGACCUAGAUGAUAUGGAACAUGAUCAAG
Messenger RNA from Cetraspora pellucida, 321 nucleotides. Lineage: Eukaryota; Fungi; Glomeromycota; Glomeromycetes; Diversisporales; Gigasporaceae. The record is from the annotation of a GenBank genome assembly.